GAUUUUGGUAUAAAAGACUGUACCAGCCGACAGACAGCAUGCGGCAGACGGCAUUGAGCAUCAACAUGAAGUGCACGAUCGUUCUACUGGCUCUGGCAGCUUUUGGGGCGGCUCUCCCCCAACAGCAGCAGCAAAGACAACAUGCUGCUGAUCAGGAUCUUCUGAAGAGGCAGCAGGACUGCAUCCUGCUGUUGCAACAGAUCACCCAACAAAUCCCGGACCAACAGCUGCAGAUCCUUGGUACCACCUAUGACAUCGAGAGCAAUGUUCAUCAAUAUGAGAACCCGAUUCUCGUCAAGUACUACGUAGGCGCCGUACAGGCUGGCUUAGUUCAGCCCCGUGGCACCGUGUACUCGAACUCUAUCGGCCAGCUCCGCAAGGAAGUUGCUCUCUUGCACAGAAUCUUGUUAGGCACCAAGAACUACCAGACUUUCUUGGCGACCGCCGCAUGGGCCCGUGUCCACGUUAACGAAGGACAAUUCGUCAAGGCUUUCAUCGGAGCUGUCCUUCAGCACCCGGAGACACAGGGUAUCAUUCUGCCGCCUCUUUACGAAAUCGUUCCCCAGUACUACUUCGAUGCUAGGAUUAUCCAAGAAGCCCAAAACAUCGCUGCGCAAGGAGUGCAAGGAGGACAAACCCCUGUUGCCAUUCCUGUUAACUACACUGCUCAAUUGCCCUACACUGAGCAGCAGCUGACGUACUUCACCCAGGAUGUCGGUCUUGCUAACUACUACGGCUUCGUGAACCUUGCUGGAUAUUUGCAGCAUGGAGAACAGCAAACCCCUGUACAAUACCAACAGCAAGGCAUUCAGAACCAAGAAGGAGGUCAGAUUGGCGAUGGAUCUAUCUACUACUAUCUGCAUCAGCAACUCUUGGCUCACUACGAACUGAACCGUCUCGCUAACGGACUCGGCCCCAUUCACAACACUGACUUCGUCCACGUACAAGCGCCGUACCAGCCGCACCUCCGCUACACGAACGGUCUCGAGUUCCCCGGACGUCCUCAGCAACUUCAUCUUAGCCCCGUCAAGAACAACCUUAUCCAGACUGUGAAGAAAGUGGAGCAAAGACUGAUUGAAGCUAUUGACGCUGGCCACGUUAUCACCCCGCAAGGUGCCUUCCUGUCUCUCUACCAACCGCAGGGUCUGAACAUUUUGGGAGAUAUCAUCCAAGGAACUGGCAAGAGUGUCAACCCAAGGUACUACGGCAGCCUGCAAGCCGCCGCCCGCCAGCUUCUCGGCAACGCUCCUGAAGCACAGAACAUCUAUGACUACACGCCCUCCGUUCUUGAAUUGGGACAAGUCGCUGUCCAAGACCCCGCUUUCUACCAGCUGUACAAGAAAGUCAUCCAGCUGUUCCAGCAUUACCAGAACUCCUUGCCCGCGUACCAGUUCAACGACAUCCUGUUGCCCGGUGUUAGCAUCCAAAACGUUCAGAUCAGCCCACUCGUGACCCUCUUCAACGACUACUUCGUUGAUCUUAACGGAGCUACUGUUCAACAACAAACCGGCACGCAGCAGCAACAAGUCCAGCAUCAGCAACAACAGCAACAACAGAUCCAAGCUCAUCUGAAGAGAUUGGACCACAAACCAUACGAGUACGAAAUCACCGUCCAGAGCGAGCAGAACGUCCCCGGUGCCGUCGUCCGUGUCUACUUGGGACCGAAAUAUGACUACCAGGGCAAGCCUAUCAGCAUCUCUCAGCACAGACAGCAAUUCGUCGAACUGGAUCAAUUCAUAACCGAUCUUCAACAAGGACAAAACGUUAUUGUCAGACAAUCCCAGCAAGCACCAGGCCAGAGCUUUGACUAUCCGUCCGUGCAGGAAAUCCAACACGGCGUCAACAAUGCUGCCCACGCUCAAGAACCGUUCUACAUCACUGAACCGCACCAGAUCUUCGGUUUCCCGGCUAGGCUGGCUCUUCCCAAGGGUCAACAACAAGGAUUCCCAGUUCAAUUGUUGGUCAUCAUCUCCCAGCCAGGACAACAGAAUGUGCCAUACGGACCAGUGAUCCCGCAACAAUUCCAGACUUACCAACAGAACGAAUACCAAGUUGUCGGUACUGAGGAAUACUCUCAACAGAUCCAGCACCAGAGCGGCAAAGUAACUGGCGUGAAGCAGACUGUCGAAGUUGUGCCUGAGAACCUGCCGAUCUAUCAACAAGGAAACCAAGCUGUGAGGAACCAUUAUGCCAACAUUUACACCCAGCAACACGGACAGUACCCGUACACGCACGGUCAAUACCAAGUCGGCCAAGGCCAAGGCCAAGGCCACGGAUAUAGCGGCUACGGCGUGCAAGGUCAGUACUACGGAAACCAAGUAUAUGGACAAGGAUACGGAUAUGGAUAUGGAUACGGACAACAAGGACAACACGGAUAUGGACAACAAGGACAACAAGGACAACACGGAUAUGGACAACAAGGACAACAUGGCCAACAAGGACAAGGACAUCAAGGACAACACGGAUAUGGACAACAAGGACAACAAGGCCAACAAGGACAAGGACAAGGACAGCAAUGGGCCCAAUGGACCCAAGGUAUCCAAGGGCAACAAGGACAACAAGGACAACAAGGACAAGGACAAGGACAACACGGACACCAAGGACAAUACCAAGGACAGUACCACGGCCAACAAGGAGUCGUAGGAGUCCAAGGUGGAGUGCCAACUGGCGUACAAGGCGUCCAAGGAGUGCAAGGCGUGCAAGGAGGAGUUACCGGAGCUGGAGUACAAGGAACUGGUGUCUACGGUGGCAUUCAAUACGGAAUCCAAGGCAAAUACCACGUUACCUAUCAAGGACAGAGCCAACAACAACAAGGAUCUGGUACUGGAUACAACGGUAGCGGACAGUACCACGCUGGCGGCUUCCAGAACAUCUUGACUCAAGGACAAAGGACCCAAGACGGAUAUGUCAGCAAGUACUACCAGAGCAAGCCCAUCUCCCAGAUCAUCGGUGGUGCCAUCUCCCUUGACGGCAAACCCCUGGGCUACCCAUUGGACAGACCCUUGACCACCGGCGCUCUCUCCGUGUCCAACGUUCAUGUCCAAACGGUCUUCGUUUACCAUGAAGGUCAACCCACUAACGAAGUUUCCCAGCAAUAAUAUGUUCCUACGAACCAGAUGUAGCGAUGCUCAUUUGAGAGCUAUUUUUUCAUUUAAUGUCAAGAAAAA
Ooceraea biroi (clonal raider ant) is the source of this 3167-nucleotide messenger RNA. RefSeq names its product hexamerin 110 (gene Hex110). Lineage: Eukaryota; Metazoa; Arthropoda; Insecta; Hymenoptera; Formicidae. The record is from RefSeq and is a predicted model, not a curated record.